AUGGAAGUCUCUAACGAUCUUCCAUACAACUAUUACUUCGAAUCUUUUGGACCGCAUUAUCGACUUCACAUUGAUCCCUCAAAUGCUAAUAAUGAGAAUACUCCAGAAUUUUUGAGGAAGAUUCAGAGUGAUGGAGAGAACUUACGACAUUUACCGCAUGUGCUAGGUGUGCAAAUGCAGUCGGUCGGCGAUGAAUCUUUUACCACAAGAUGCCUUAAUGUCGAAGAAGGUGAUCGUGACAAUGCAAAUCCGGAUGUCCGACUACAUCGUAAGGGUUAA
Brugia pahangi is the source of this 279-nucleotide messenger RNA. NCBI's taxonomy places the organism in Eukaryota, Metazoa, Nematoda, Chromadorea, Rhabditida, Onchocercidae. The record is from the annotation of a GenBank genome assembly.